AUGGCUCUGGUACCGAAGCCUGUCUACUUCGGCCCCUUCCUGGUGACUUCACAGGUUUUCUUUACGACAUCUUUGAGCUUUGCACUCGUGAAUCUGAAGCCUCUUUUACCCGGACACGUUCUUGUCUCGCCUAUUCGCAAUGUGCCUCGUGUCUCUGACCUUACGGUCGAAGAAACAGCCGACCUAUUUCUUACCGUGCGUCGGGUGGGCCGAAUGGUAGAGCGCGUUUUCAAAGCUUCGAGUUUAAAUAUCGCGAUUCAGGACGGUAUCGAUGCCGGUCAAAGCGUCCCGCAUGUCCAUGCUCAUAUAGUUCCACGCCACAAAGCAGAUUUGGAUCAUAAAGGAGGCUCGGACGCCAUUUAUGGCAUGCUGGAUGGCGAUGAAGGAGACAUUGCGAGGUUUUUAUGGGAAAGAAUGGAGAGGAGAAAUCAUCGGAAGUUCCCAGCGGUAGAUAAUGAGAGUAGAAUGCCGAGAAGUGACGAGGAAAUGAAGGAGGAAGCAGAACGUUUGGCUGAAGAAAUGGAAAAAGAGGCAUUGGAUUGA
Molecule: messenger RNA, 543 nt
Organism: Ophidiomyces ophidiicola
Lineage: Eukaryota; Fungi; Ascomycota; Eurotiomycetes; Onygenales; Onygenaceae
Gene: HNT2
Product: Dinucleoside triphosphate hydrolase
Exons: 2
Coding region: 1-543 (180 amino acids)
Molecular function (GO): catalytic activity
Source: RefSeq, a predicted model, not a curated record